Messenger RNA from Hemicordylus capensis (graceful crag lizard), 2854 nucleotides. RefSeq names its product lamin B1 (gene LMNB1). The transcript is spliced from 12 exons. The coding region runs from base 441 to 2216 and encodes 591 amino acids. The record is from RefSeq and is a predicted model, not a curated record. Lineage: Eukaryota; Metazoa; Chordata; Lepidosauria; Squamata; Cordylidae.
CACAGAGAGAGCGAAGGGGGAAGCGCGCCCCCGGGAACGCGCGCCACCACCUCGCUGACAGUUGCUGGCGGCGGGUUUUGAAUUUAGAGUCUAGACCUCCAUAAACAGCAAAGCUCGGCACACUUCAUCCUCCCAUUGGUUAAGCUCGGGUCACGUGUGAAAGGCGUCUGUGGGCGGGAGGGAGGAACGCUUGGUUCUGAGCGCGCGACGGCCAUAUUGGUUCUGCUGUGUGCCCGCCUGUUUUGUGUUUCAUUCUACCCGGGGAGGAGCGGCUGGAGGCGGCGUACGCGUUCGGGCGGGAAGGUACUUCCAGGGACCCCUGCCUUCCCUUUCUCCUGCCCCCAACUCUCGUGGCCGGGCUCACUGACCGCCACCCCACUUUUCCCGCCCUGCACACGGCUGGGUCUCUUCCCCUCGUUUCCCCGCGCAUUGUUCGCGCCAUGGCGGCUGCGGUGGCGGCCUCCACGCCGGUGGGGCAGCGGACCCGGAGCAGCGCGGCCAGCACUCCUCUGAGCCCGACGCGCAUCACCCGCAUGCAAGAGAAGGAGGACCUGCGGGAGCUCAAUGACCGCCUGGCCGUCUACAUCGACAAAGUGCGGAGCCUGGAGAUCGAGAACAGCGCGCUGCAUUUCCAGGUCACCGAGCGCGAAGAGGUGCGUGGCCGGGAGCUCACCGGCCUCAAGGCGCUCUAUGAGGCCGAGCUGGCCGAUGCCCGGCGCACCUUGGACGACACGGCCCGGGAGAGGGCCAAGCUGCAGAUCGAGCUGGGCAAGAUACGCAACGAGCAUGACCAGCUGCUGGGCAGCUAUGCAAAAAAAGAAUCUGAUCUGAAUAUAGCCUUGUCUAAACUUCGAGAGUUUGAAUCUGCUCUAAAUGCUAAAGAAGCGGCACUUGCCACAGCACUUGGUGAUAAGAAAAGUCUCGAAGGGCAGCUAGAGGAUCUGAAAGAUCAGAUUGCUCAGCUUGAAGCUGCUCUAGCAGCUGCUAAGAAACAGCUCAUAGAUGAAACAUUAAUGAAGGUGGAUCUUGAAAAUCGUUGUCAGAGUUUGAUUGAAGACUUGGAAUUCCGAAAAAAUAUGUAUGAAGAGGAAAUCAAUGAGACAAGACGAAAGCAUGAGACUCGCCUAGUAGAAGUGGAUUCUGGGCGUCAAAUAGAAUAUGAACAUAAACUGGCCCAAGCACUUCAGGAAAUGAGAGAGUUGCAUGAUACACAAGUGAAGUUGUAUAAGGAAGAACUUGAAGAGACUUACCAUGCCAAACUUGAAAAUGCAAGACUUUCCUCUGAAAUGUCCAGUUCUGCGGCCAACACAGUAAGAGAAGAACUCAUGGAAAGUCGCAUGCGCAUUGACAGCCUCUCUUCCCAGCUGGCUAAUUUGCAGAAAGAGUCCAGAGGAUGGCUGGAGAGGAUGCAAGAACUGGAAGAUAUUCUGUCUAAGGAAAGGGAUACCUUCCGUAGAACACUGUCUGACAAAGAGAGAGAAAUGGCGGAGAUACGAGAUCAGAUGCAACAGCAGCUGAAUGAUUAUGAGCAGCUAUUAGAUGUAAAACUGGCUCUGGAUAUGGAAAUCAAUGCAUAUAGGAAGCUUUUGGAGGGUGAAGAAGAAAGGUUGAAACUUACUCCAAGCCCAUCUUCUCGUGUGACAGUAUCUCGGGCUUCUUCAAGCCGCAGUGUGCGCACAACCAGGGGAAAGAGGAAGAGAGUUGAUGUUGAAGCUUCGGAGGCUAGUAGUAGUGUUAGCAUCUCUCAUUCAGCGUCUGCUACUGGAAAUAUCUGCAUUGAAGAGAUAGAUGUAGAUGGGAAAUUUAUCCGCUUGAAGAACACUUCUGAUCAGGAUCAACCAAUGGGAGGUUGGGAGAUGAUAAGAAAAAUAGGAGACACUUCUGUCACUUACAAGUAUACCUCAAGAUAUGUGCUGAAGGCAGGCCAAACUGUUACAAUCUGGGCUGCAAAUGCUGGGGUAACAGCCAGCCCUCCUUCAGACCUCAUCUGGAAGAACCAGAACUCGUGGGGCACUGGCAAAGAUGUGAAAGUUGUACUGAAAAACUCUCAGGGAGAGGAGGUUGCUCAGAGGAGCACAGUCUUCAAAACAACCUUACUUGAAGUUGAAGAGGGGGAAGAAGCUGAGGAAGAACCAGUUGAAGCUGUAGAAGAGGAGCAUCUAUUCCACCAGCAGGGAGACCCACGAGCAGCCAACAGAAGCUGUGCAAUCAUGUAAACUUCAGUCAUCUAUAUUCCUCAGUUAUGUUAAUCCCCUUCCAGCAGAGGUGAACCUUCUUGGAAGCACAACAUAUUUUUGUAUUUCCUUUUUGUGAAUUUUAAAGCUGUGUCUGGCCUUAAUUUCCUUUGUCACAAAGAAGGAGGUUUUUGUAAGUGAAACCAUAUAUAUAGCUUUUUGAAAUGUGAAAUAUUGACACUGAAUAAUGUACUGUUUUUCAAAAACAGCUGCCACAUUUUUAUGCUGGUCCUUUUUUAAAUAUCCUCGUUCAAAGAAACUACUGUAUGGGGAGUUUGGCUGUUAGACUAGCAAUCUGCUCUUGUCCUUUUACAUUCUUAGGUGCUUGGGGGGAAGGGGAAGGAAAGGUACAUUCAACACACUUUUGUAUUGAGAACUUUUGUAUUUUAGCAAUCAAGUUACACAAAUUUUACUCAGAACAUUUGUAAAGAACCUUGUCUAUCAAUUGCAUCAUAGGAGGAUGAAGGAUUCAACAAAAAUUCUUUUGCUAGUUUUACUUCUAUUAGAUAGUUAAGGAAAGGGGCUUGUGUUCAAUGUAUCAAUAGAUGUGUUUUUAAAUUCUAGUGUAACUUGCAUACUUUUGUGUCAGAUUAACAAUAAAGGCUGUCUUAAGACUUGUA